Molecule: messenger RNA, 324 nt
Organism: Musca domestica (house fly)
Lineage: Eukaryota; Metazoa; Arthropoda; Insecta; Diptera; Muscidae
Product: histone H1-like
Exons: 2
Coding region: 1-324 (107 amino acids)
Biological process (GO): nucleosome assembly; chromosome condensation; negative regulation of DNA recombination
Cellular component (GO): nucleosome; nucleus
Molecular function (GO): double-stranded DNA binding; nucleosomal DNA binding
Source: RefSeq, a predicted model, not a curated record
AUGUCUGACGCCGCCGUUGUUGAAGCCACCGCCUCCCCAGUUGUCGCUGUUGAGAAAAAGGCACCAAAAAAGGCCGCUGCCAAAGCAAAGAAGCCAUCAGCUGCACCUACCCACCCUCCAACCCAGCAAAUGGUUGAUGCCGCCAUCAAGACCCUGAAGGAACGUGGAGGUUCAUCAUUGCCCGAGAUCAAGAAAUACUUGGCCAGCACCUACAAAGUAGAUGCCCAAAAAUUGGCCUCUUUAAUCAAGAAGAACUUGAAAGGUGCCAUUGCCAGCGGAAAAUUGAUCCAAACUAAAGAUCAUAAUUCUCGAAAAUCCCUAUAA